GCAGCGGUGGCGGCUGCGGCUACGGCCGGAGACGGCAAUGGUGGCAGUAGCAGUGGGUGGCGGCGGGGGCCUGUGACCGGGAGCCGUCCCCGGACCCGGGCACCAUGAGCCAAGGCCCCCCAGCAGGGGAGAGCAGCGAGCCCGAAGCAAAGGUCCUCCACACUAAGCGACUUUACCGGGCUGUGGUGGAGGCCGUGCAUCGACUUGACCUCAUCCUUUGCAACAAAACUGCUUAUCAAGAAGUGUUCAAACCGGAGAACAUUAGCCUGAGGAACAAGCUGCGUGAACUCUGCGUCAAGCUUAUGUUCCUGCACCCAGUGGACUAUGGGAGGAAGGCAGAGGAGCUGCUGUGGAGAAAGGUGUACUAUGAAGUUAUCCAGCUUAUCAAGACGAACAAAAAGCACAUCCACAGCCGGAGCACCUUGGAAUGUGCCUACAGGACACACCUAGUUGCUGGUAUUGGGUUCUACCAGCAUCUCCUUCUCUAUAUCCAGUCCCACUACCAGCUUGAACUGCAAUGCUGCAUCGACUGGACCCACGUCACCGACCCCCUCAUAGGGUGCAAGAAGCCAGUGUCUGCCUCGGGGAAGGAGAUGGAUUGGGCACAGAUGGCCUGCCACCGAUGUCUCGUGUACCUGGGGGAUUUGUCACGGUAUCAGAAUGAAUUAGCUGGCGUGGACACCGAGCUGCUGGCUGAGCGAUUUUACUACCAGGCCCUGUCGGUAGCGCCCCAGAUUGGAAUGCCCUUCAACCAGCUGGGCACCCUUGCAGGCAGCAAGUACUAUAACGUGGAAGCCAUGUACUGCUACCUGCGCUGCAUCCAGUCAGAAGUCUCCUUUGAGGGCGCCUAUGGGAACCUCAAGCGGCUGUGUGACAAGGCAGCCAAAAUGUACCAUCAGCUGAAGAAGAAUGAGACUCGGAAACUCUCGCCCAGUAAGAAGCGCUGUAAAGACAUCAAGAGGUUGCUGGUGAACUUCAUGUACCUUCAGAGCCUGCUGCAGCCCAAAAGCAGCUCGGUGGACUCGGAGCUCACAGCGCUUUGCCAGUCGGUCCUGGAGGACUUCAACCUCUGUCUCUUCUACCUGCCCUCUUCCCCCAACCUCAGCCUGGCCAGUGAGGAGGAGGAGGAGUGUGAGAGUGGCUAUGCUUUUCUCCCGGACCUCCUCGUCUUCCAGAUGGUCAUGAUCUGCCUGAUGGGCGUGCACAGCCUGAAGAGAGCAGGAUCCAAGCAGUACAGUGCGGCCAUCGCCUUCACCCUGGCCCUGUUCUCCCACCUCGUCAACCACGUCAACAUCCGGCUGCAGGCAGAGCUGGAAGAGGCCGAGAACCCCGUGCCAGCCUUCCAGAGCGACAGCACAGAGGAACCGGAGUCCAAGGAGCCCCUGGAGAAGGGGGAGCCAGACCUGGAGCCAGCUCCCGCCGCACAUCAAGGGACCGAGGGCAAAAAGAGCCGCAAGAUCUCCCGUCUCUCUUGCCUGCGUCGCCGACGCCAUCCACCCAAAGCCGGUGACGACAGCGACCUGAGCGAAGGCUUUGAGUCGGACUCUAGCCACGACUCCACCCGGGCCAGUGAGGGCUCAGACAGCGGCUCGGACAGGAGUCUGGAGGGUGGAGGCGCAGCCUUUGAUGCGGAGACAGACUCUGAGAUGAACAGCCAGGAGUCCCGAUCAGACCUCGAAGACAUGGAGGAUGACGAGGGGGCUCCUACCCCAGCUCUGGAGCCCCCCCGGGCCAGGUCAGAGGCUCCCGAGACCCUCAAUGGCCCACUGGGCCCCAGCGAGGCCAGCAAUCUCCAGGCUAUGUCCACCCAGAUGUUCCAGACCAAGCGCUGCUUCCGACUGGCCCCCACCUUCAGCAACUUGCUUCUCCAGACCCCCACGGAACCUCAUGUCUUGGCCGGCUGCAAGCCCUGUGUCAAUGGGGAUGUGGACAAGCCCUCCGAGCCAGCCUCUGAGGAGGGCUCGGAGUCGGAGGGGAGCGAGUCCAGCGGGCACUCCUGCCGCAACGAGCGCAGCAUCCAGGAGAAGCUGCAGGUCCUGAUGGCCGAGGGCCUGCUCGCCGCAGUGAAAGUCUUCCUGGACUGGCUUCGCACCAACCCCGACCUCAUCAUUGUGUGUGCACAGAGCUCCCAGAGUUUGUGGAACCGUCUGUCUGUGUUGCUGAAUCUGCUGCCGGCGGCCGGGGAGCUCCAGGAGUCCGGCCUAGCUCUGUGUCCUGAGGUCCAGGAGCUUCUUGGAGGCCAUGAGCUGCCUGACCUGCCUGCUUCCCUGCUGCUCCCCGAGGACACAGCUCUCCGGAACCUGCCCCCGCUGCGGGCGGCGCACAGACGCUUCAACUUUGACGCUGAUCGGCCCCUGCUCAGCCCCUUGGAGGAGUCGGUGGUGCGUGUCUGCUGCAUCCGAAGUUUCGGCCACUUUGUGGCACGGCUGCAGGGCAGCGUCCUCCAGUUCAGCCCUGAGGUCGGCAUCUUUGUCAGCAUCGCGCAGUCUGAGCAGGAGAGCCUGCUGCAGCAGGCUCAGGCCCAGUUCCGCAUGGCCCAGGAAGAAGCUCGGAGGAACAGACUGAUGAGAGACAUGGCUCAGCUCCGGCUGCAGCUUGAGGUCUCCCAGCUGGAGGGCAGCCUGCAGCAGCCCAAGGCCCAGUCGGCCAUGUCGCCCUACCUCGUCCCUGACACCCAGGCCCUCUGCCAUCACCUUCCGGUCAUCCGCCAACUGGCCACCAGUGGCCGCUUCAUUAUCAUCAUCCCAAGGACCGUGAUCGAUGGCCUGGAUCUGCUGAAGAAGGAACACCUGGGGGCCCGGGACGGCAUCCGCUACCUGGAGGCAGAGUUUAAGAAAGGAAACAGGUACAUUCGCUGCCAGAAAGAGGUGGGAAAGAGCUUUGAGCGGCAUAAGCUGAAGAGGCAGGAUACAGAUGCCUGGACUCUCUAUAAGAUCCUGGACAGCUGCAAACAGCUCACCCUGGCCCAGGGCGCCGGCGAAGAGGACCCGAGUGGUAUGGUGACCAUUGUCACAGGCCUCUCGCUGGACAACCCCAACACACUCUCCGGCCCCAUGCAGGCAGCCCUGCAGGCUGCUGCCCAUGCCAGUGUGGACGUCAAGAACAUUCUGGACUUCUACAAGCAGUGGAAGGAGAUUGGUUGAGGCUGACCCCCCAAGCCCUGCAGUGGGGCUGACUCCAGAUCUCUCCUGCCCUCCCUGGCAGCCAGGACCACCACCUGCAGUCACCCCACCACAGGCAGACUCCACUCAGCUGCACGCGUGCCUAGAGGCUACAGGGAGGGCCCAGGAGUCAGUGGGGAGGGCGGGUCCCUGGUGCCAAGCGGAUGUCAGGAAAGCAAGGGAAGUGCUUGGAGCAGGAGAGGUCUGUGGGCCCAAGCCAGCUUUUCUGCCACGAUCCCCUGCUGUCCCCAGGGGCAGGAGCAGGCAUGGGUGUCUGCUUUACUUUGGAGUGGUUCCCAGACCUCUGAGGGGAAGGAGAGAGGUUGGGAGCCAGAAGCUGAGCCCCUCCAGGCCGUGGGGGAAGCAUUGGGUGGUUCUCUGCAGACUUCCCUCUUCACAGACCACCCGUCAUCCGCUCGUCGCCCUGGUGGGGACUGGGCAGCUCUGGAGCCAGGGGCCCAGCCAGAAGCGGGCCAGGGGGUGCCUGUGCAGAGUAGCAGAGCCGGGCUGCCGCUCACCCCCCUCCUCCC
Molecule: messenger RNA, 3691 nt
Organism: Echinops telfairi (small Madagascar hedgehog)
Lineage: Eukaryota; Metazoa; Chordata; Mammalia; Afrosoricida; Tenrecidae
Gene: SMG5
Product: SMG5 nonsense mediated mRNA decay factor
Exons: 22
Coding region: 105-3143 (1012 amino acids)
Biological process (GO): nuclear-transcribed mRNA catabolic process, nonsense-mediated decay
Cellular component (GO): telomerase holoenzyme complex
Molecular function (GO): protein binding; telomerase RNA binding; telomeric repeat DNA binding
Source: RefSeq, a predicted model, not a curated record